UCUCGAGUCAGUACUACGUAGACAAUCGAACGAUACAGACCUAGACGACAUACAUAGUAAUUAUUUAUUCACGACGACGAAGAACACGAAGAAGAAGAUGACGACAAUGACGACGUAGUUAAAGGAAUCAUCAUCGUAAAGAAAGCUUUCGUUAUAUUUGUUAAAAAACAUAGAUAUCAAAGGAAUUGAAAAUAUGCGGUGGUAUAAGCAGCGGAGGGGAGGUUUGUUGUUCAGCCGACAUGGAAUUACGAUUACAAGCAAGGGCACGAGACAAGCACGAGAAAGAAACCAAGGAUACACUUCAGCGACUCCAUCAGCUCUUGUCCACUCGUGGAAAUAGAUUUCAUAGUUUCUUCAAGGAACUCUUGGCGACCAGCAAGAGAGGCUUCCACGAGAUGUUCAAGAAAACUUAUGGGAUUUUGUAUGAACAAAAUGCUUACGUCUUCACGGAUCUAUUCAAAGAACUUGAGAAUUAUUAUGCUAAGGGAACGGUCAAUCUGGAUGAUACGAUGGACAAUUUCUUCAAUACGCUUUAUCAAAAGAUGUUCACCGUGUUGAACAGUCAAUAUAAGUUCGACGAUAAAUAUUUGGAAUGCGUGGGCGAUCACAUGAAGGAAAUGAGGCCGUUCGGGGAUGUACCACAGAAACUCAGCGUUCAAAUAAAAAGAUCAUUCGUUUCUACUAGAGCCUUCAGUCAAGCUUUAACAGUAGCUGCUGACGUUUUGAAGAACAUGCAAACGUUGAAAUCAUCACCAGAAUGUGCUGCGGCGUUGACAAGAAUGACGGCCUGUCUCUCGUGCAGCGGUAUAGCAGGGAAGGUGUUGGCUUGCGGCGACAUGUGUACUAACGUAAUGAAGGGGUGUUUAGCACAGCACGUGGCGCUUGACGGCGAAUGGAAUCAAUUUGUCGAGGCCUUCGAUAAAGUAGCCGAUCGUUUGCUCGGCCCGUUCAACAUAGAGAUGUUGAUGAAACCAAUAAACUUGAAGAUAUCGGAAGCGAUAAUGAACUUCCAAGAGAGCAGUAGCGACGUCUCGCAAAGGAUAUUCACCGGAUGCGGACGUCCUGUCUUGGGUAGACGAAGACGAAGAGAUAACAGAGAGUUGGAACUAGAAUCUUUGAACUUCGAUCAGGAAACGUCGGCCGAGGAUCGUUCCUCGACCGCCGCGAUACUGGACAAGCUCGUCAAGGAGAUAAGACAGAGGGUGAGAGAUUCUCGACAGUUCUGGGUCUAUCUACCUUAUCAGUUAUGCAAUGACGGUUUAGUACAACCACCUAGUAAUACAAAGGAAUGUUGGAACGGCACACAUGUCGAUAAAUAUAUAUAUCCUGUAUCAUCGGACGGUGAGACGCAACCAUUAAAUCCGGAAGUACGAAGUAGCGGACCAAGGCCUACGAUCGUUAGAGAUCAAAUAUUUGCAUUAACAACGAUAACGAACAGGCUUAGAUCUGCAUUCAAUGGUCAAGAUGUCGAUUGGAUAGAUACAGAGGAAACGUGGUACGGAUCGGGAAGUGGAUCCGGUGACGGUUCAGGUGGUAUAGACAACGAGAAUCAUUUCGAGGAAGGAUCAGGUUAUGGUGGCGAUCAUUCAUCCCCGGAACAACCAACGAAACAGGCAACACCUAAUAAAGGUCCAGAAGAGGUACCAACAGGCGGAAAGACGGACACGGAGACCAAACCAAAUAUCAAUGACAACGUUAAGAAACACGGUGGCAAUAAUGCAACGUCUACGGUAGACGUUAGUGGAGCUAGCAGACAAAAAAUAUCAUUGUCGCGUGCACUAACAACGUAUUUGGUGCCGAUUGUCGUUAUGUGGUUUGGUGGAUGUCUAACCGAGUGGCUGUGAUCAUCAUAUUCGGCAUUAUUAUUAUUAUUAUCAUCAUCGAUUCGGUAGAUUGUGUACUACAAGUGUAAAUAAUCUUCUCUCCUCUCAUGUAUGUGUUCGCGGGAGAACGGUAAAAACUCUUUUUCAUUCGAUGAACGACGAUUUUACUCCCUGUCCACCCCCUGCCCCUCACGCCCCCCCAUCCAGCUUAUCCCCAUUGAUCAACAAUAACAACAAUAACAACAAC
Vespa mandarinia (Asian giant hornet) is the source of this 2070-nucleotide messenger RNA. RefSeq names its product glypican dally-like (gene dlp). The record is from RefSeq and is a predicted model, not a curated record. Lineage: Eukaryota; Metazoa; Arthropoda; Insecta; Hymenoptera; Vespidae. Gene Ontology annotation, biological process: cell migration; regulation of protein localization to membrane; regulation of signal transduction. Gene Ontology annotation, cellular component: extracellular region; plasma membrane; synapse.